Messenger RNA from Rodentolepis nana, 7662 nucleotides. Lineage: Eukaryota; Metazoa; Platyhelminthes; Cestoda; Cyclophyllidea; Hymenolepididae. The record is from the annotation of a GenBank genome assembly.
AUGUGGACCAAUGAAAUGGAAAGAAUUUCUCAAGAGUUGAAGCAAUUGGCUGAGAGCGUAGAGAGCACGCGCGCAGACACCACAGACGUCACUUCCCAUCGCGCCAACCAAGUAGCGCAACAAUUGGAGGCAGUUCGACUGCUCAAAGCACGCUGGAAGGCUCUGAGGCCUCAGACAGAGACUGUGCUAUCCCUCCUCUCGAGUAGUGGCCCCAAGGGGGCCCCGAAAAUAACAAUGGAGUCCACGCAUCACACAGUGCCUCGACGCUACACUCUUGUGGGUGAGCAAAUACGGGGCCUUUUCUCCUUACUGCAAGGGAUGAAUACGAAGUUAGAGGGAGAGUUAGAUGAACAGGAUAAAUUUGCAAACAAUGUCGAAAAACUUAUCCACAUGAUCACUGUAGCUGAAAAACGCCUUUCGAGGGUCACAGGUAUUUGGAUUCCCUCUGCUCCGAUUCUUCUUUCGACUCAUCCUCACGUCUCCCUUAAUCGCUCCCAGUCUCAAACAGAUGAUGCUAAACGGACAAAGGAAACGGAUUCAACAUCUGAAAAAAUCGUCGAUGGAUACAUGAAUCUACAGGAGGCGAUCGAAGAGUUGAAAUCUCUCUUCUCCGAAAUCUCAGUUCAUAUUCACACAACCAUUGAGUCCUUAAUGUCUCAGGUAAAGCAAUUAGACACGGAGGAGGCAACAGCUCAAGAAAGACUCCAAUUUCUGUCAAGAGAGAUCAGUCUCCUCGCUUUACGGGCUCUGAAACGUCAAUAUAUAUGUGAAGUGAGCCAUGCCUAUGAACAACAUCGCUCUGCAUGGUUUGGCAAACUUAGAGGUCUCCGAUCCAUUCAAGAAAAGUUAAUUCAAGCUGGUACUACUGUCGAAAUUCUCAACGAUCUUCCAGAGUCUGAGGAAACUUCCAAACUCUUGAAGACUAUUCCAGUCGAUCGAUCAUAUGAGGAGGAUUGCAUUGAUUGGUUGAAAGCUCUCAAUGGCACAAAAGUUGAAAUCUUGGGUUAUAAGCUUACUUCAGAGCAACCGAAGAUUCCUGAUUACUUCCAAGGCGUGGAAGAAGAAGCUAAAUUUGAGAAGGAUUUUACUCCUCAAGAGUUGGACACAGCUUCAAUUGCCACAGGAAUCUUCUUUGUAACUGGAAGGCGGGAUGAAAUCUUAGUGGCUUCAUCAUCUCUUGAACCUUUCAGUUUCUAUGUAGAUGUUGGCAGGAUCAUCAGUGACAGUGAUAAACUUAAAACUGGGAUGAUUAACCAUUGGAACUCUCUUAAUGUCUAUUGUACGAAUUGGCUCCAAUUUACUAAGGGGAGUGAUGAGUUUGCUGAGUAUACCAAAGAUUUCCUCGAAAAGACGCUUUCUCUGGUGAAAAGCGCUGUGGAACUCACUAAUACUCGAUUAGACAGACCGGGAAACCAAAAUAGGCUCGGUGAAAUUUCUACUCAAUUAAGGCAAUGGCAAGAAGUGUUUGAAUCGCCUACGAAGGCUGAUGAAUCAACCGAUAUUCCACUUGUCUCUCGCCUAUUCGAGUUACAAAAGGAUGGUGAAAAAUUGAUUGAAUUAGCGCCAUCUCGAACUCUAGUUGUUAGAGCCAUGCUUGAUAGAAAUCGAACAGUCCUACUCAAUGUUUCCAUUCGGCUCUCUGAAAUCGCCUAUCAAUUAGAAAGGCUUAUUAAAGCAUAUGAAAGUCGAGAGAUCGCAAUUAGAAAUGUGAAUGAGGUUGUCAAAGAAGUGGAACAACAAGCUGGUUUUCGAUCAGUAAGUAACUUAGCCACCAAUCUCCUUGGUAUUGAGAUUUCUCCUGACCUAAUAGCUGCUGACGAAUUGAUCGGUGUUAGUAGUCUCAAAAUGGAGAUGUCUUACAAGUCGGAUUUAGAGGGUCUUUUGGAAGUAGUUCAAUCUUCCCGAGAUCUUGAAAAGUUAGUCAGUAAACUCUCCAAAGCUCGAACCUACCUUCGUGCCCACUUACCCUCCAAAUUGAUGCAUUUACAACAAUCCAGUUCAGCAGCCAUUUGUGCUUUUGACGUGAUCAUGGAUGAAACUAAUUCCAAGCCAAGUGUUGAAAGGUUGGAGGACGACACACUACGGAACAGGAUCGUUUCAAGAUCCCAACGUCUAUCUGAUAUUCUAGACGAAUCGGUAAAAAUGCUCGAGGAAAAACAUCAGACUAUGACGUUGAUUGAAACCAAUAUUGAUAAUAUAAAUUCAUGGGUUAAUGAGCUGCUUCCUAGAGUUCAAUCGGCUAUCCACUUACUUUCCGUGUCUACGAAUGAAUCUGUAAUCCCUGAAGCCAUUCAAUUUACUGAGGGAGUUGAAGAUCCAGCUGACCUAUUAGAAGUUUUCAAUGCGGAACAGGAACACUACUCCAAGCUUUCUGAAUUGACAAAGUUGGAGAUUGAUUCUGAUAGUGAGAUUCUAUCCAAUGUGUUUGAUUCACAGACCAAGACAAUUGCUGACAGGUUCGGAGGAUUAAUUUCUGCUGUGAGUGGUAUGGAAGACCUAUGGAAGUCCUAUCUUGCUCAAGAUGAUGCUGUUAAUAAUGAACUCAAUCGUGAAUCAGAUCAACUAAAAGUUCUCAUUGAUCGUUUGGAUAAAAUUAGCCUUCAAAGUGGUCCUUCACUGGCUCUGGCUUCAAAUUCAAAGGAUCGUAUUGAGGUAAUUAGUGUUCUCGUGGAUCUUUUUGAGGAAGCCCAACAGAUUAGGAGUGAGUAUAUGGAUAUGAUUUCAAGGGUAGAAGUCCUCUCAAACCGCUGUUUCAACCGAGAUUCAUUUAGAAUGCAUCUGAAGCGAAGAAAGCUUCUGCGAUAUCAGCUAGGUGACGAGAAGGGGAAGAAGGAAGAGCCAGAGACAAAACCGAAGGACCAGUUAGACAGCCUCUCGAAAAAUUGUGCCAACUUGAGCUUCCGAUUAGCCUCCGUAGAUACUCAGGUCAAACGUUGCAUGGGGGGAAUUUGUAAGACUAUUUCUAAAGUGCAAAAUGAUGCCAGUAAUUCCUGGUCAAUUGAACUUAAUGCACUCUCCGAAAGGCUAGAAAAACUCGGAAGUUUUGCUGAACUUCCUCUCCUUCUAAAAGUCGAUCAGCAAGACUCUGUUUCAAGCUACUUUUCUGAGCGAAAGCGUGAAGUCCAGGACUCCAAAAAGAGGAUCGAUAAUUUAGAAGCUGAGCUCUCUUGUAUCGUCGAAUUGUACAAGAUGGUUCAGCGUUUUCAGCAUUGUGAGAAUGGCCCCGCGACUUUUGCUUUGGGAGACGACCUAUUCAAUACAAAGAAUAGAACAAUGAUUGCAGCAUUGAGACAAAAUCUGAUUGAGUAUGCUAUUCAUGUUGGCGAAUUGCAGUCAACGUUGAACGAGAUGCUCACUUCAAUUUCUAAGAUAACUCUUGUGCUUGAAGACCUACACAAACGUCUUGAAAUAGCUCUAAGCAACAUUGAAGCCGCCCUGGAUCUGUCUUCCUGUGAAAUUGCUCUAGCCCAGUUUUCGUCCAUUAAGAACGAUUUAGAGCCCUUAAGAUCAGAACUUAAGUCGCUACAAACCCUUGGUAAUCAAUCGAAUUCCGCAAUGCAUGCAUGUAUUUCUAAAGGCGCCUCCCUAAUUGCCUCCCUUGGAACGUCAAACACUUCUGAACAGACUUCCUACUCACCUCAGGAUACUCUUUCUCACUUCACCACCGAUUUUGCAUCUCUUGAUAAAAAAUUCCAUUGGAUGGCAUGCAUUAUUGAUGAAGCUGAUGAUAGGCUCUCAGCUCUCAUUAGCUGUUUCAAUCAAUACGAUCAUCGUGUUGCAGAAGCAAAAACGUGGCUUCAUCAAUCUCAGACUUCUCUUAAGUUAAAAUCAGAGAGGACUAAUGCUGCAAAUUCAUUAGAUACUGAAGAAGCUGAAAUGUAUUUAGCUAUGAUUCAGAGUUUUGUCUCCGGUUUCAAUGACGGGAAAAGGCUAGUCAAUGUAAUGGAAGGAGCAGCGUUGGACCUUCAAUCAGAAGCAGUAGAAGUGAAUCGAUGGAUGGGAAAUAUUAGACAAGCACCUUAUUUCCACUCGUCUUCCAACUCAAUAUCCUCUCCACUUCCCAUAUUUCGAGAGGGUCUAAUGAGAACCAAUGAUAAGCUCAAGGACGAUCUUGCCAACUACCUCACUCAAUUAAAUGCUGAGAAGAAGCGAGCAGAAAUCCAACUCACUACCUGUUCCACUUUCUAUAGUAACUGUUCUAGAUUUAUUGACUGGCUGUCUGAAUGCGAGUCGAAAUGGGCUAUUCCUACUGUUGGUACAAAAGAUCCUCAGGUUGCUGCUAAUGAAGAAUCAUUUUUUUGGGAAAAGCAGGCCCUGGUUUCUACAUACAAGCAAAGAAUGACGGAUGUUCAAGUGCAUGAAGUUCUACUGAAGGACCUUUUCAAAUCUGCCGAUCUUGAAUAUGAGAGUGGUGCGAAUGGAAGCCUAUCUGGAGUUCAUUCUCGUCUAAUCGAUGCCAAAAAACGGUUUACCUGGCUUCAACAAUGUGUUGCCACUCGAUUCACCGCCACUGAAGAUCAGGUGAAGAGAGCAGAAGAAAAUGAAGCUCUACAACGGGCAUUCUUUCGCUCUGUUGAGAGUGUUCAACGGCGCUUUACAGCCCUGGAAUGGGAAAUUGUUGAGAUCUCUACAUGGGAGAAGCUAAAUCCAAUAACCUCUGAACCUAUUAUAGAAAUGCUUGAGGAAGUAGUGGUCCAACUAUCUAACAGCCUACAGUUAAUUACAGAGUUUUCUAGAGAACUCGAGACAGCUUUAGAAACUGUCGGAGAUGCUCCUAAUUCUCCUAGACUUGCUGACGAGACCCGGGAAAUGCUAUUAAAACUUCGAAACCUCAGACUCAACACAGAGAAGUAUAUCAAAGCCUGUCUUGCCCUGUCGAAUAGCUAUAGAAUUUUGAAUAACGACAUUGGCAAGUUUAAGGCCCGGAUUGCUGAGAAAGCAUACAUCUCAGAACUAACAUCUCCCGAUGUUUGCAGAUUAACGAAUGAGGAGUGGUCUUCGCUGCGAAAUGAUAUCCUCGUUGAGCAGUCAGUUCUCUGGCAGAUUGAGGAGGAGUUGAAUAAUGAGAAUUUUGAUGAGAAAUUCAACAACACCGAAUCGGCAUUUGACGAGUUCUUGAAUGCAAUAGGCGAAGUCGCUCAAACUUCUGCUUCUCAAUGUUCGGCAGCACAUAAGUUCAAAUCAAGAUUAUUGCAGUUGCGAGAGCUCUAUGCCAGUUGCAAAAAAAAUGUGUCUGAUUAUCAAGCGGGACUUGACACUCAGUUAAGCAAAGGAGACCUCUACCAUGACGAGUUGAGUAUGUGUCAAGAUCGAUUAAAUAAUAUCGAAGCUGAUCUGGGAGAUAUUCUCAAUUCCGCGGUUCUUCGUGGAGAUAUCAAAACUUGGACACCAGACACCCAAGAUCUUGUUAUCAAGGUGACAGCUGUUGAGAGACGUCUGUGUGAUUUUCAAACCAAAGAAUUGGAAAGCCUAAUGGUGAUUGCACAGUCAGGUGAAGAAUUUCUACCUCUUGCUGCCCAGGCUGUUCAAGAUCGUUGGAGUGAUCUCGUGAAUCGAGCAAUGAAUGCUCGUAGUAUUGCUGAAUUGGCCCUUACAUCUAUUCAAGACUCCGCCGACGCUUUUGUAAAUAUGGUGACAUGGAUUCGUGAGGCUGAAGGACGUCUAAUUGCCAUUAUAAAUAAGCCUGUCGAUGAGCCAUCCAGACCUUUUCUAGAUUCUGAUGAACCUCGUUUUAUAGUGAGUGAGUGGAAUGGGUUGGCUGAAGCGCAGUCCUUACGAUUCUCGAAACUAAUGAAACUGCACACGGAGUCGGUAGCUCGCAGGAAAGUGGUCUUAUCUACUACCGAGGAACUUGGAAAGCUCAAGGGGCCACCACCAUCCAAGGCAGAUUCUUCAGUUAUUCGAGGACUAGAACAAGAACUGGCGGAUAGCUACGCUGAUUUAAUUGAGCAUAGUCAAACAGCAGUGAAUAGUGAGCAAGAUGCGGUAAAGAAUACACAGGCUGCUAUAGAGGAUGCUAAUGCAGCUGUCAACGCCACUGAGAAACUCUCAGAUAGGGCUAACAAUCUUCUCUUCCGUGAAGAACUUGGUGUUUCUCUGGAAUGGCAACAGACCUGUUUUAGUGAUUUUUUGAGCAUUGAAUUGGCAACUGUACGUGAACUGAUAGAAAGAUCUAGAAAGUGGAUAAGUGUCCUUCCUCAACCAGACGUUCAAUUCGCAGAGGCCAUCUCUUCAAAGCUGAUGGAUGAGGUUACAAAGAUUGAAGCAAGAAUCAACGAGAGGGUCGAAUUGAUUGGGAAGUUCCAGAGUGGGCUGAAUGAAAUUUUGCAGAGAAUUGACGAGGAAGAAGCCUGGCAGACCACACUCUGCUCAGAGUUAAACCCUGCUUUUAGAGAUGCUCCAAAUGACUUGAAGAAAAAACGGGAAAUGAUUGACUAUUUUGAGGGCAAACUCACCGGUAUUGACAAUCAUAUUGAGUUGGCGAAGAGGAUAUCCAUGGAUUUCGAGAAGCUAACAUCAGGAGAAGGCAAAAUGUUAGCCAUUCCUCAUGAAACUAUUUCUCGAAUUCAGGCUCUUCAUCAAAGCCUGGUACUUCAACAGCAAACUGCCGAAAGUCAACGUCUUCGAUGGAUUCAGAUAUCUGAUCAACAUAUUUGCUUUGUUCGUGAUCUAUGCGAGACAUAUUACCUGACCUUGUGCAUUGCAGCUAAGUUGACGAAGUGUUUCGAUGUCUUCCAAGAAGUCUGCAAGACAGGAAUUCCAAGUGCUGAAGUGAUUGAAUGGGCUAGAGAGACUUGUCUUCCAUCGGAGGAAUAUCGUGAUGUUUUAGAUGCACUUAAAGGUCUUAAUGAUAAAUUCAACCUCAUUUGUUCAUUGGAAGGCAAUGAAGGCGAGUCACGCAUAAGUUCAUGUUUAAAAAAUUUGAAUCACUACACGCGAUCCUUUGAACAAGUGAUAGAGGGAAGACAAACCCUACUAGACCGAGUCGGUAUUCGAGUGAGCGAGUUCAGUCGAUGUGCAAAACGGUUUGCGCAAACUAUCGAUACUUCCAAUUCCAUCUUCCAACAGACCCUAAAUGCUAGCGCCAUUCCUACAAAUACUGCUCUUCUAACGUUGUUAGAUGACGUCAAGAAUGACCUUUCUCAAGAAUCGAAUAAUCUAGAAAAAGAGAAAGCCGCUAUUCAAACGCUUGUAAGGGAUAUCUGUUCUGGCGGGUUGCAGUCACCUUUUCUACCAGAGUUGGACGAAGGUGUGGCAGAGGGCGUUAAAUGGGAAAAGAAGAGUAUUAAAACUACACCCGAUCCUCCUGAAACCUGUUCACUCGAUGCUUCAGGAAUAUUAAACGAACUAACUGAGAAAAAAUCUGCAUUGAUUAAUAUUUUAACUAAUCUUUACGAAAUGGCGGAUAAGUUUUCAAAUACUGCCAAGCGUCAACGUCGAGCUCGCAAGGCGUGCCAGGACUGGAUUUCGGAAACAUCAAAGCAAUUGGAAGUGUGCCGAAGCCUGACGAUUGAGCAUUUGUCGUCUUCUUCUUCGCCUCAAACCAUCUCCAUUCAUCAGAAAGCUAAUAAUCUUCGAAUGAGGCAUGGACGCAUAAAUGUAGGCUCAGUGAAUCAUCAGUUGACUUUGAUAAUCUUGAAAAUAUUUAUACUUCUAUUUUAA